Molecule: messenger RNA, 1348 nt
Organism: Dalotia coriaria
Lineage: Eukaryota; Metazoa; Arthropoda; Insecta; Coleoptera; Staphylinidae
Product: serine/threonine-protein kinase 16
Exons: 3
Coding region: 233-1189 (318 amino acids)
Biological process (GO): protein phosphorylation
Cellular component (GO): Golgi apparatus; cytoplasm
Molecular function (GO): protein serine/threonine kinase activity; ATP binding
Source: RefSeq, a predicted model, not a curated record
CUGACAUAUCAUGAAGCAUUGUUGACGUUCACCAAACGUCUCAGGUUAUCAGUUGUUUCUUCCAGAUGAUCCGUCUAAAGUCAGAUCGAGAACAUCUGUUUGUUUGUUUACGUGGUUAGUUGUUUAGUGGUUUACGUGGUUUGCAUCGUAUUUCCGUUGUUUUUAUACUGCAGAGGAAAACUUUAAAUCAUUAAAAACAAAUAAUUAUUAAUUAUCAUCACAUACACUAAAGAUGAAUGCCUUGGGGUUGACUAUGAUCAUGAAAAUGGGGUGUAUAUGCACCAGGGAAACAAUUAAUAUUAAUGGAAUUAAGUACUCUGUAUUGGAACGACUAGGAGAUGGUGGAUUCAGCACUGUGGACUUAGUUGAGUGUAAGAAUAAUAAAAAAAUCUAUGCCAUGAAGAGAAUGACUUGUCAUAGCAUUGCUGAUCAGCAGAAAGUUCAGAGAGAAAUUGACUAUUUAAAGAAAAUAAGACAUGCAAAUAUAAUGGAACUACAUGAUUCUUAUUUUAAGGGAUCAGCAGAUAUUGUAGUGAAUACUACAUCAGAAGCAUUUUUGGUAUUACCAUAUUAUCCUAGAGGAACUCUGCACGAUAAUUUACAAUCACGCGCCAUAGAAAAGCACCACAUGGAUGUGACAGAAAUAUUCCGAAUAUUCUCCAGCGUUUGCGAUGCGGUUCAAUACCUUCACGAGAUGAAGCCCCAACCUCUGGCACAUCGAGAUCUCAAGACUGCCAAUAUAUGUUUCACCGAUAACUUCACACCGGUUGUAAUCGAUUUAGGAUCAAUGGUGGAGGCGCGCAUUCAAGUCUGCGGAUCCCAAGAUGCGCAAAAACUACAAGACGAAGCAGCGGAAAAUUCUUCGGCGCCAUAUCGUGCUCCAGAAUUAUUUAACGUCGAUAGUUAUUGUGUAAUUGAUGAACGAACUGAUAUCUGGAGCUUAGGAUGCAUUUUGUACGCAUUGUGUUAUUUUAUGUCGCCGUUCGAUUUGGUUUACAUGCGUGGUGAUUCCGUCGCUUUGGCUGUCCUCUCCGGAGGGGUGCACUUCCCCGAGGAGAGUAAAUAUCCAGAUCAUGUGCAUGAUUUAAUCAUUUAUAUGUUGAAUACAAAUCCGGCUGAGAGGCCAUUUAUUCAAAGUGUUAUUGAAAAAACGCAAAUUGUGAUGAAUACCGUAAAUAAUAUUGCUUGAUUUACAUUCCGUUUUAUUAUAUGUAUUUAUUUUAUUUUGUAUCAUAGCUACUGUAUUGAUAUUUAUUUAUGGCUAUGAGAGCAGUCAUUAAAAAUGCUGUCGUGUUUGUCAGUUUAUAGAAAUCAAAAUAAAUUUAUUUGCGUAUUUAGAAUUUCAUAA